AUGACGAAUAGCAAGAGCCCGCGCAAGCGUCGGCCGUCAAGGCACUUGAUGCGGAGAACGCCAAUAGUGUUCGCCGUGGCAGUCAUCCUCGCGUGGGAGGUGCUCUUCCACGCGCGCUUCCCGGACUUCGUCAACCAGCCGCAUCGCGCAAUCGCCGAGUUCUCGCGGAGUUAUUUGAAGAGCCGUCGCGAGCCGUAUUUGGCAUUCGUGGGCAACGAGAGCACCCUGUUUCAGUUCUCCAGCUCGUGCGUCGACGCGCUUCGCGACCGCGCCGAUGAGUUCAAGUCGUCCUUCUUUCCACGUUUCGGGUUCUUUCAACGCGAUUCAAGGCCCAGUUGUCGUGCCAAGCUGUGCCACGCGCUGCGGCGGUGGGCCCAGUUGGCGCGGGCGCGGGAGUUAAGAAGCAGGUGCAGCAGCGGCGCCGUGGCAACAAGCUGCGGCGCCAACUCGGUUGCAUCGAGGACAUUGUUAAGACAAUCACAAGCUGACAGCUUCGCGUCUGUCCGGGGGCAAGGAGCAGAUUCGGGCGAUAGAUUAGACUCGUUAGAAGCUGACCCGUUGCCAGAGGAGGAAGUGGAGAAGCAGCAGGGCGCGGGCGUGGGGCAGAUCUGCACGGAGGCGUGGAAGCGGGGCGUGUUACGGCGGGUGCGCAGCAGCAAGUACAUCCGGCGGCUGCUGGCGGAGAAUGAGACGAGCGUGGCGCGCAUCGGCGCGGGUAUUGACGCCGUGUGCGGGCGAAGCAGGCACGUGGAGGCGUCGCUGCUGAACAACAGCAGAGUUGCCACGUCAGCAUGUGGCGACUGGCCCGAGGAGUGCUGGGCCGUUCCCCACAUGCCGUUCGCCUCUCUCGCUGACUUCCCCCGGCGCAAUUACCUGGUGUUCGCCAUGUCGGAGGAGCAGCUGAGCAAUGCGCGCACGCACAUCGUGGAGGCCGCUCUGCUCGCCCGCAUGACCAACCGCGUCCUCGUGCUGCCCAAGGCGAGUCGCAGCCAUGUAUCGCUGGGGCGGGACCUGCCCGUGUGCCAGUACUGGGACCUCUCCCGCCUUGCAGAAGCGUCCGACUGGGUGUCGCCGCAGUUCUUCCUGCUGCUCGCCCGUGCCACGCUCGCCAACCCCUCUGUUGGCUUUAUGUGGGUUGAAUCGCCGUACCUCCAACGCCAUGUCUUCCAUUACGACAUGGUGACGGAGUUCCUGGGGCAGCUCAUGCCAUUCACAGGGGGCCACGUGCCACUGGAGGGCAACACCGUACAGCUCACCAUGCCCGCCACCAGCCAGAAAGCAGCUGCACUGCUCAAUGCCUCAGAAGACAGGGACAUCGUGGUGUGGUUCAAGACGACGUGGGAGCGCGUGGAGUUCAGCAGCAACGCGGACGACGCAGCCUUCCCCCUGCUGCCCUACAGCCGCCACCACCACGCCACGGCUGCGCGCCUGCUCGCCCUGCUGCCGCGCCCCUUGAUCGCCGUGCACUUCCGCUCUGAGUUCAUUGCCUUCCGCGUGCAAGACGACAUGCAGGCGCAAGGGCAGCAGGCGAAUGCAUCGAUGGUGCAGCAGAGGCUGGAGUGGUGCGUGGGCGAGGCAGAGAAGCUCAUCAACCGGGUCAGAGCCCUGCUCGCCCACCCCUCCGCUGCCGCCGACCCUGCAUCCGCCCUCGCUGCUCUUGCUGCCGAGGCUGCUGCCCCGAUCUCCAGCCCAGAUACCAGCAGCGACAGCAGCAUGCUCGGCGACAGCAUGAGCACCACCAGCACCAGCAGCAGCAGCAGUAGCAGCAGUAGCAGCAGCAGCAGCGGGGAGAGCAGCGGGGAGAGCAGCAGCGGGGGGAGCAGCAAAGUGUCGGUGUUCUUAGCAGCGGACGUGCCGUUCAACACGUCGGCAGCGCCGGCGCGGUCGGACUCGUGGCAGAGCAUGGUGGAGUGGUACCAGGGCGACCAGGCCGUGCUGCUCUCCUCGCUCGCCGCGCUGCAGCGCCUGAGGAGGAACGUGGCGGGCACUGUGAUGGUGGACGAGCUCAUGCCGCAUGUCAACAGCCUUGACCCAGGUGUGGUGGCGAUUCUAGACAAGCUCGUCUCUGCGCAUGCAGAUGUGUUCCUCGCAGGCUCGUGGAACUGCGGAGGGGGAAGAGGCAACUUAGUGUUGUGGGAUGUAGCGAUGGCUACACGCGCCGUGCAGGGCGGCGUGGACGAGAGCGCGUGGCUGCAGAGCGCGCAGCGGCACGGCUACACGAGCACGGAACGGAUCGCGCGCGGAAUGGAGUCCGUGUGCCGCCGCCUGCAGCGCGUGCAGAGCAGCCUGCUCGCCCGCGGCAGCACGUGCCGGCACUGGCCAGAGCCGUGCUGGCCUGCGCCUGGCGUGCCCUUCUCCCGCAGUACGCCACACGUGGACCGCACAGCCUGCCACUCCCCCUACGCCCCUUCACUCUCCCUCUUUCCCCUUCACUCCCGCCCUCUCCCCUCGACUUCCCCCUUACCCCCUCCACUCCCCCCCUCUCCUCCUUCCAACGCCCCUCCACCCCUGCAGGCGUUGCGGCAUCUAGACGUGCGGGAGAGGCGGCGGUACCUGGUGUUCGCCAUGUCGGAGGAGCAGCUCAGCAACGCGCGCUCGCACCUCGUGGAGGCUGCUCGCGUUGCGCGCAUGGCCAACCGCGUCCUCGGGAGCAACAGCCGGAUAGACCUCUCGCACCCCCUGCCACUCUGCUCCUACUGGGACCUCACGCCCUUUGAUGCAGCGCCCUGGAUCUCACCAGAGCUCUUCCUGCUGCUGGCGCGCGCAGCUCUCAAGAAACCCUCUGUGGGGUUCACCUGGGUCACAUCGCCCUACCUCAACCGCAAUCCCUUUGACUGGGACAUGGUGUCGGUGUUCACAGGGGAGCUGCUGACAUUCGCCCUGGGCCACGUGCCAACGGAGAGCAACACGGUGCUCUUCAACAUGCCUGCUAACGAACACGACAUCGAAAACCUCGUUCGCAAACAAAGAGAUACGGACGUGGUGCUGUGGUUCAAGACGACGUGGGAGCGCGUGUGGUUCGAGCCACACACGGACGACAUAGCGCUGCAGCAGCUGCCGUACAAGCACGAGUGGCACUACCUCGCUGCACGCAUCGUGCAGCAUCUCCCCAAGCCCUUCCUCGCCGUGCACUUCCGCUCCGAGUUCAUCGCCUUCAGAGUGAUGUCAGACAACCAGCUGCUACCCAACGGGCACAGCAACGCAACGACGCUCAAGCAGCAGAUGCAGUGGUGCACGGAGAGUGCCGUGCAGCGCAUCAACGCAGUGAAGCAGCAGCACAACAUCACCGCGGUCUUCAUUGCCGCGGACGUGCCGUACAAUGCAUCCAGUGCUCCCUUGCGGUCGAGCUCCUGGGGCUACAUGGAGUGGCUGUUUGAGACGCCUGUCACCAGCAUGGCCGUACAGCAGCUGCACUGGCUGCGCUCGCGCGUGAACGGCACGGUCAUGAUUGAUGAGCUUAUUCCCGCUCUCAACUCGUACGAUCCCGGAGUGGUGGCGAUAGUGGAUAAGCUAGUGUGCGCCCAGGCAGCCAUCAUGCUCGCGGGGUCGGAGCCGUGUGGAGGCAACCGGGGGUACGAGCAUGACAUUAGCAAGCACCGCGAGAUGUAUGGCACGCCGGAAGUGGAGCGAUGGGGAAUGGAUUUCCCUGCGCCGCCUCCUCCUGCUCCACCGCCUGAGGCUCACAAACGGGAGCGAGAGCGACUCGUCGGAGGGCGGCAGCAGGUAGCGCGCGGCGCGAUGGAGGGCAUGCGGUUCGAGGAGAUGCGGUGGGAGGGCGACGACGUGUCGCCCGAGGACCACAUGCAGCGCGCCGCGCGGAUCGUGGCGCAGGCGAAGUGCGUCGUCGCGUUCACCGGCGCGGGGAUCUCCGUUGAGUCAGGCAUUCCGGACUUCCGCAGUGCGCAUGGGCUGUGGGCGCGCUUCGACCCCGCCACCUACUGCAGCUACCCGGUCUUCCAAACCAAGCCGGAGAUGUUUUGGGAGAUGGUGCGGGCACUGCUGGCGGACUUGGCUCCGGCGCGGCCCAACCCAGCGCACGAGGCGCUGAGGGACCUGCAGCACCUGGGGCUGCUCUCCUGUGUCGUCACUCAGAACGUCGAUGGGCUGCACCAGGAGGCGGGCAGUGAGAGGGUGGUGGAGGUGCAUGGCAACACGCGCACGUGCACGUGCAUGGCAUGCGGUCACAGCGUGCCCAAGGAGGUCGCACUGGCUCAGCUCGAUAAGGGAGUGGCAGUGCCGGUGUGUCCGGUGUGCUCUGGUGUGCUGAAGCUGGAUGUGAUUCUCUUUGGAGAGCCCAUGCCUGCAGCUGCCAUGUCUGAAGCUGUUGCUGCUGCUGCGUCCGCUGAUGUGCUGCUAGUCAUUGGCACGUCUCUCAUGGUGGCGCCAGCCAACAGCCUCACGCACAUGUGUCGAAUGCGUGGAGGCAAGGUGAUAGCUGUGAACCUGGACCCAGAUGCGUUUGUGUCUGCGGAUGUGGGCCUAGAAGGCAAGGCAGGGGAGGUGCUGCCGCAGCUGGUGGCAGCAGUCAGGCAAAGACUGGGGAAGGUGCAAGGGGGUACUGCUGCUGGUGGUGGUGAUGGGCUUCAGUGGAAACUCGGAUUUGGUCGCUCGCACUCUCAUUUUUCCUCAGCCAUGGUGGGCGGGUCGCUAUUCUUCCCGGAUCCGUCAACCCCGCUGUCAGCAUCGCCGCCGGAUCCUUACUCCUCGCGCCUCUUCGGCCGAUCGGCCGCCACGGGAGCUUAUGCAAGCGCUACCGCUGGAUCGCCGUACAAUAGAUCGCCCGCGAUCCCCGUCUCUUUUCCGCCGGACGAUCCCUCGGCUGCGUCGCCGUACUCAAGAGAUUACGGCCAGUACGGGGCUCCCAGCGCUACAGGCCUGUUCGGCCCGCCUCCCACCGCCACGCCCGGCGGUAACGGCUACAUGGACCGCGGGUUGUCGUCCCGCUCCCCCACCUUCUCGCACUUCCCCUCCGUGCCCCCACUCGCGGACUUCCGCCGCGCAGCUCCGCCAAACCCCGCUACAGGAAGCCCCGCUUCAGGGACGCCCGGUAUUGGUUACUAUGACGGUCGCAGCGGGUCUCCGCAGAGUCCUGGUAUGAAUGGAUUAGGCGGAUCUGCUUAUAACGCGAACAUCCCGGUUUCGGGGAGGUUUAACUCUUCCGAGCUCCAACAGCAGCAACAGCAGCAGCAGCAGCAGUGGCAGCGAGGGUUUAAGGUAACUGAGACGGGUAUGGCGAACGGUUGCGCAGGAGGCGCGGAAAGUGCACAAUAUGCCGGCCCUUCGGGCGCGGCGCAAGGCGCGCAGGCGGAGCAAGGAGCGGGGAGAGGAGAGCAAGGACGGGGAAUGGCCCAGGCGCAGCAGGCGGCGCAGAAGCAGGCGGGAACGAACGCAUGGGGCAAGGGGCAGGCGCAAGACGGGCAAAGGAGCGGGGAUAGCUCAAAGGACGGCGGAACUCGUUUUCACACUUCCCCUUACUGCCCCUCAUCUGUGUGCCUGUGUGUUUCUCUCCCCUCGUCUCUCUCCGCGUCUCUCUCCGCGUCUCUCUCCGCGUCUCUCUCCUCGACUCUCUCCGCGUCUCCCUCCGCGUCUCCCUCCGCGUCUCCCUCCGCGUCUCUCCCCGCGUCUCUCCCCGCGUCUCUCUCCGCGUCUCUCUCCGCGUCUCUCUCCGCGGGUGCGCGCAGGUUCCUCCCGGAGGAGCUACCGCUGGUGCUGCGGGAGAUGGAGGGGUGCGGGCGAGUGGUGGAGCACGUGCCGUGUCCCGGACGCGGCAACUGGGUGAACAUCAGGUUCCAGACAGCAGCAGAGGCUGAGAGGGCGCUAGGGCGGUCAGGGCAGCAGGUGUCAGCAGGCACCAUCAUAGGCGUGAAGCUCAUGCAGGGGGGCUCCAGCAGCACAGGCUCUCCCCCGUCAGCACGCGCCCCUCCCCCACCAACCACCUCCUCCUCUGUCCUCUUCUCCACGCGCCCUCCUGCCAUGUCGGGUGCCCCAGGCGCCUUGCCUCAGCCUCAAUCCCGCACCACAGACCCUACCCGCACCGCCUCCUUUUUCCCAGGCGCAACUACUACUUUCGGAUGCCCCCCUGCCCCUGCUGUUCCCUUCACAACUGCUGCUGCCGGUGCCGAUGCCAGUGCUCCAGGGGGUGUUGCAGCAGCAGCAGGGGCUGCGUCUGUGUGGCAGGGUGGUGGGCUGUUCUCUGCUACUCCAGCCCCGGUGCGGCGAGGCCAGCAGCAUAGUGCCAUGGAUAGUCACGGUGCUGCAGUGCCUAUUGCCUCUGCGAACCAGUCUGUGUGGCAGAGGUUGGUGGACGUGGUGUAUGGGCUCUGA
Closterium sp. Yama58-4 is the source of this 6324-nucleotide messenger RNA. The record is from the annotation of a GenBank genome assembly. Lineage: Eukaryota; Viridiplantae; Streptophyta; Zygnematophyceae; Desmidiales; Closteriaceae.